GUCUCGCGGAAGUGGAGAGAGACAGUCAACACAAACAUUCUAGACAUCUAUACUUUGUCAAAAAAAUAUUAGAAAUAAAAGUAUAACUUACUCUAAUAAAUCAGUAUAUAUUUAAUUUACUUAAAAUGAACCGAUCUGAGAGUCUCAGGUCGGAGACAGCUAUGUCUUCUGUUUUAACUAUUGAUCCUGGUGCUAGCAGUAGCAGUACAAGCACCAGCAAUACAACAAACACACGAAGUGUUAGAAUCAACGUUAUGGAAGGAGUUGGAGCUCGAGUUGUUAGGGGACCUGACUGGAAGUGGGGUAAACAAGACGGGGGAGAAGGACAUAUAGGUACUGUUCGAAAUUUCGAAUCACCUGAAGAAGUCGUUGUUGUCUGGGAUAAUGGAACAGCAGCAAAUUAUAGAUGUGCAGGAGCUUACGAUUUGAGAGUGCUGGACAGUGCUCCAACAGGAAUUAAACAUGAUGGUACAAUGUGUGACACAUGUAGACAACAGCCUAUAUUUGGAAUUCGGUGGAAAUGUGCAGAAUGUCAAAACUUUGAUUUAUGCUCUGUGUGCUACCAUGGGGAUAAACAUAACAUGCGACACAGAUUUUACAGGAUAGCAAACCCAGGAAAUGAAAGAAUUCUUAUAGAACCAAGAAGAAAAAGUAAAAAAAUUACAGCCCGGGGUAUUUUCCCUGGCGCUAGAGUAGUCAGAGGAGUUGAUUGGCAAUGGGAGGAUCAAGAUGGUGGAAAUGGAAGAAGAGGAAAAGUUACUGAAAUACAGGACUGGAGUGCUGCAAGUCCUCGAAGUGCUGCUCAUGUUCUGUGGGAUAAUGGAGCUAAAAAUCUCUAUAGAGUGGGCUUUGAGGGGAUGGCUGAUUUAAAAGUUAUGAAUGAUGCUAAAGGAGGAUCUUUUUACAGAGACCAUUUGCCCUUAUUAGGGGAACAAGGUCCUGGGUCAAGGUCUGGCCCAUGUGGUCUUGCUAUCGGAGACCAGGUAAAUGUAGACCUGGACUUGGAAAUAGUGCAGUCCUUGCAGCAUGGACAUGGCGGCUGGACUGAUGGAAUGUUUGAGUGUCUAGGAACAACUGGCACUGUGGUGGGCAUUGAUGAGGAUCAUGAUAUUGUUGUUUCUUAUCCAAGUGGAAACAGAUGGACGUUUAAUCCUGCAGUCUUGACUAAAGUGAGUACAGCCAGCAGCUCCACGUCCAUUGCCAGUGACACAAGUACAGCAGCUCAGUUUGCUGUGGGGGAUCUGGUCCAGAUCUGUAGCGAUGCUGAGAGGAUCAAAGUACUACAGCGAGGCCAUGGUGAAUGGGCAGAAGCUAUGAUGCCUACUCUGGGAAAGAUAGGCAGAGUACAACAGAUCUAUCAUGACAAUGACCUUAAAGUGGAAGUCUGUGGAACAUCAUGGACUUACAACCCCCUGGCUGUCACUAAGGUAGCAUCUGCAGAUGGAGCAGCCAUCAGUUGUUCAUCAGGAGAACGACUGAGUGCGCUGUUAAAAAAACUUUUUGAAACUCAUGUUUCUGGUGAUGUGAAUGAAGAGCUAGUCAAAGCUUCGGCCAAUGGGGAUGGAGUUAAGGUGGAUGAGAUUCUUCAGAGACCUGAAUCAGAUGUUAAUGGAGUUUUUGCUGGACACACAGCCCUACAAGCUGCCUCACAAAAUGGACAUAUCGAAGUUAUCAAAGUGCUCAUUAAGCAUGAUGUCAACAUGGAAGUUGAGGAUAAAGAUGGUGACAGAGCAGUGCAUCAUGCAGCUUUUGGAGAUGAACCUGCGGUGAUUGAAUUGUUACACAGAGGGGGAGCUGAUCUCAAUGCUCGCAACAAAAGGCGGCAAACACCACUCCACAUAGGUGUCAAUAAGGGACAUAUUGGUGUUGUACGCUCUCUGCUGGUGCUGGGAAGUCACCCGAGUCUGCAGGAUUCAGAAGGGGACACAGCCUUGCAUGAUGCUAUCAGUAAGAAACGAGAUGAUAUGAUAGCCCUCCUUCUUGAGCAUGCUGCUGACAUCACCAUCACCAACAAUAAUGGCUUCAAUGCUCUACACCACGCUGCUCUACGAGGAAACCCUAGUGCCAUGCGCAUCUUGUUGACGAAGCUGCCCCGCCCCUGGAUCGUGGACGAGAAGAAAGACGACGGCUACACAGCCCUGCACCUUGCCUCCCUCAACAACCACGUCGAGGUGGCCGAGCUGCUAGUGCAUCAGCAUGGCACAAAGUCCAGCCAAGACCCAACCACUCAGCCUCCUAGCCACACACCAGCUAAAGCAGGCAAGGCCAACAUGGACAUCCAGAACGUCAACCUGCAGACCCCCCUCCAUCUGGCAGUGGAGAGACAGCACACACAGAUUGUUCGACUGCUGGUCAGAGAGGGCUGUAACCUGAACAUUCCUGACAAGGACGGGGACACGCCCCUCCACGAGGCCUUGAGACACCACACGCUCUCACAGCUGCGCCAGCUCCAGGACAUGCAAGACGUCGGCAAGCUGCUGAUGGGGCUGGGGACACCUGGGGCGGAUAAGAAAUCCAGCGCAUCCAUUGCCUGCUUCCUGGCUGCCAACGGAGCCGACCUCAAUCUGAAGAACAAAAAGGGGCAGACACCGCUGGACCUGUGCCCAGACCCCAACCUGUGCAAGGCCCUGGCGAAAUGUCACAAGGAGAGAAACAGCCCUGCCCUGACGGCACCAAACGCUGCCAUUAUCCGCAAUGACCAGGAGAGUCUGGAGGAGUGCAUGGUCUGCUCAGACCAGAAGAGGGACACGCUGUUUGGACCCUGCGGACACAUCUGCACCUGCUCACUCUGCUCACCCAGGGUCAAGAAGUGCCUCAUGUGUAAAGACCCUGUACAGUCCAGGACAAAGAUUGAGGAAUGUGUUGUGUGUUCUGACAAGAAAGCCACUGUACUCUUUAAGCCUUGUGGCCACAUGUGUGCUUGUGAUGGCUGUGCUAACCUGAUGAAGAAAUGUGUUCAAUGCCGAGCUUCUAUUGAGAAGACAAUACCAUUCAUUGUUUGCUGUGGUGGGACACCGCCACCUGAGCCUCAGAAACCUGGCAUCAUGAACAACGGCUCCCGCGAUGUCAGCCGCGACAUUCAGAAGCUCCAGCAACAGCUGCAGGACAUCAAGGACCAGACGUGCUGCCCAGUGUGUAUGGACAGGCUGAAGAACAUGAUCUUCCUGUGCGGCCAUGGAGCCUGCCAGCUGUGUGGUGACCGGCUCAAUGAGUGCCCCAUCUGUAGGAAAUCUGUGGAGAAGAGGAUCCUGCUCUAUUGAGUCAUAGGUGGCCAAACAUAAACCUUCUGACAUAUCUGGCCUAAUAAACAUUGUAAUACAUGGACACAGUAUGAAUGUAAGCUAUGUACAGGUGAUGGAUAUAAAACUCAAGAUGAUAAAUGACCCAUUCAAAAACAAAUUGUACUUAAUUUGGUCAUCUUGGAUUUUAUAGUUCCCAGUCAUACCUGUGAGCUCAUUAGUUACAUCAGAUGUGGUCAUAUACAUUUGUCAGCUCUAGUGGUCAAAUGUGGUCUUUAAUGUUUGUGGUCUUGUGAGCUAGACAUUUUUUAAAUGUGUUUCGGAUUUUGAUGUGUAAAUUGUAAACAUGUUGAGUUAUAAAUAGAAUUCUCCACAUGGUUGGUAGACAACAGUUAACGUGGGAUUUAAGUAUUUGAAUAUUGUUUGUGUUUUAUUGUCCUUCCCAUAUCAUGUACAAAAUACACUUGCCAUCAUCUGUUUUUUGUACAAUGUUUUUUGCCUGGCUUAUUGAAGAUUAAAUCUUAAAAAGACUACAAUACCUCUCCUUAGUAAAAUUGUUUAUAUAGUCCAUGAUUAUCCGUAGAACUGCCAUUAAAAUUUAGGUGCUUCCUUUUAAUUUAUUGAUAUAUAUUUAUUUUUACAUAUAUAUGUAUAGUCCUUAAACUAUAUGUGUAUAUGUAGUUGGUUCAGAUAACUAGAAAAAAAUCUGACCUGAAAUGUUCUGGUUCCAAAAAAUGGAGGGACGCCUAUAAUUUCAAUAAAGCUGAUAAAAUAAUGCCUGGUUUCAAGAGUUAAUCUUCAUGGAUUAGAUCAUGAUAGGACAUGUGGCAGGAUUAGGGGUGUGACAGCUGGAGACAGGCUAUUGUUUGGUGACAGGUUAGACAUCCUAAUUUCAUCAAGACAAAAAUUGUAGGCAGUGGAGGAAAAAAAAACUGAAAACCAAUUAAUUUUUUAUACUGACUUCCUAUAUUUUUCUUUCAUGUGUAAAAAAAUGUAUUUUUAUUUGUCAAACUGUGGUUUGUGUUGUAAGCAAGAAAUCUAUCAUUCAAUAUUGUGUUGAUUGUAGUUGAUGCUUUUUUUUAUAAUGCAACUUAACUUGUUACAUAAGUAAAACACAAGUAUCGGAUAACUGGCUUUAAUAGCCACUAUUUGCCGGUCACAUUAAAAUAAACAUCACCUCAUAUAAUUGAACACAAUUUACAAUUAUGAUCCAAUUAUUUUUAUGUAAAAACUUACUGAAUUUUUGGUACAAUUAUUGCAAUGUUUAACAAUGCUUAUGAAUAACUUUAAUAAAGAUCUUUACUAUAUGCAUAUCCUACUAGUAAUAAGGAAUGAAUGAUAUCAAAUGUCUGUAUAUUCCACAACAAAAGUUAUUAAAGAAUGGAAAUUUUUAAUAGCUAUUUUCUAUAAAUAGAUGUUGAUUUGUCCCCAUUGUCCAUUGGUUGUUUAUUUUCAACCUGCUAUCCAUUUUUUCGCUAAUUUAAUUUAAUUCACAUUGUGUAUUUCCCAUUUCUUUGCUUUGUCUUUCAUGCAUGCAUUAAAUUAAUGAGUUAGCCAAGUGCUACUUGUAGCCAGUAUCUCAUGGCAUUUCCUGGUGUGUAACCUGUGCAUUUGCGUAUUUUUAUCAUUUCUGCCUAAACCAUUUUUUUUUCAUGUGAAGUGUUUAAAAAAAAUUUUAAUCUGUAACUUAAUAUCAAAUGGCUUUGUAAUACAUGAAAGUAUUUUUAUUGUAUUAAAAACAAUUGUAUGUGCUGUUACCAAAAAACGUCCUAAAAAUCCCCAUAUUAUUCAAAUGAUUUUGUUAGGCAAACUACUUUUUUUAUCAUUUUCAUAUUAAAGCCUUUCCUUAAUUGUCUAAGGAUGUUCUGCAAAAAUAACUUACAAAUAUAAAUUUUCUCUACUUCAUUGUGUAAUGAACUGAGAUAAAAAUAAUUAUACUUUAACUGCACUAUGUCAUUCAGAUGAAACCUGAUUUAUGUAAAACUUCAUGUGUCUGUUAAUAAUUUUUUAGUUUUAGUUGUAACAAAAAGCCAUUAAACCAGGGCCUUGACAUUUAACCCACAUCUAGUCCAUGCUUUGUAAAUUUAUCGUCAAAUUCAUUAUAACAUAUUUGUUAUUUCUGAUAUUUUUAGAACUGUCGUAUUAAGUAUUAAAAUUUGGGGUGUGUGGUUAUAGGAAUUUUUUUGUGUUUUGCAUGUUAGUUGUCAAUUGGCAAUAAUUAUGAUACAUAGUCUGCUUAAAAAAAUAAUUUACGAGAUAUUUUUUAAAGGUCUGUUAAAAAGAAAAGAAUUUUCUAGAUAUUUCUGAAACAUUUCGAAAAUAUCAAGAAAAUUUUCUUAGACAUGUUUGUGCUGUGUUAUAUAUUUUUUUUAAUUUGAUAACUUCUAAAAAAUAAAUGAACUAUUUCAUUAUAGCAUUUCAAAUACGAUGUUUUGAAUGUUGAAAAUUUACAAACAAUUCGAUUAUUAGAAAUCUAUUAUUUAAUUCAGAUUUCUUUUAUUCUUUAAAUUAUCAAAAGAUUUAAACAGAGGAUUAUUAUAUUUUUUUACCAUAUGUUUCUUGUUAAAAUAUAUUUUUUUUAGUUUUUAAAGCCACUGCUAGUAACCUUGUCUAAAAUCUAAUUUUGGUUUCGUACUUGGGUUUUAGCUAUUUCUCACUGGCCAAGUUACCCUCUGUUUUUAUGGACCUCACUAGUCAGAUAGUUGCCAGAUUUCCACUGACUACUGCCAAAUUUUUUAUUUGUCAAAAUAAUGAUUUGAUGGCAGUAAGUUUGAGCAAAAUUUUACAUCACAUGUAAAAGUCCUUGGCAGAAAAACAAUUUUUUUUUGUUUUCAACGUGGAAGAUUAUUGUAGGAUGCUACAUUUUCCUAUUUAGUUUUUGUUUCAUCAACAGUUGUAUUAAAUUUAUAAAACCAUUAUCAUAUUUAGCAUAUUGCAUUCAUUAAUUGUAAAUAUGAUUUUGGAUAUUCAAAUGGAAACUAAUUUAUUACAAUUCAUUUUUAACAAGAUUUUAGUAACAACCUUAUUUACAGUUCCUAGUAAAAACAACUGCACAGUAUAGUUGUUUUACAACUAUAUGAUAGAAAGUGGUAGUAUGCCAUCAUUAAAAUCUUGUAUUUUUAAAUUGUGACUACAAAAAAACUGGACUAACUAAUGAAAAUCAAAUUGACAUGCUUAUAUUAAUUUUAAAAAAUUGUAUGUACUGUUUUGUUUUAUUUAUGUGUACGUAGUGUAGGGCAUGAUUUACAUUGUAAUUUGAUUUCUGGCUUUUUUUAAACAAAACAUCUAAUAAAAUUUUGAAGC
This is a messenger RNA of Physella acuta, 6542 nucleotides long. RefSeq names its product E3 ubiquitin-protein ligase MIB1. Gene Ontology annotation, cellular component: cytoplasm. Lineage: Eukaryota; Metazoa; Mollusca; Gastropoda; Physidae. Gene Ontology annotation, molecular function: ubiquitin-protein transferase activity; protein binding; zinc ion binding. The record is from RefSeq and is a predicted model, not a curated record. Gene Ontology annotation, biological process: Notch signaling pathway; endocytosis; protein ubiquitination.